AUGCGGCCGCUGGACGACGGCGCACAUUCCCCUGGCGACCGCCACCCCCUUGUCGUAGAGGCCGCGUGUCCUCGCGACGCGCAUAACAACGACAAUAAUAAUAAUAAUAAUAAUAGUGAUAACACUGUAGGCGGUGAUGGUUGUGCGGCGUGCGUGCGCGUCUUGGCGGUGGUGCCGUACACCUUUACCUUCAGUGCCCCCGUGAAGGGCCGUUGGCUCGGGCUUCCGCUCUUGACGGUGUUCGCCAAGGAAUUUGCGUACAUCCCGCCAGUCUCGGAGGCCAAUGCGAUGCCGCGGGCCAGUCUUGAUCCCCGCAUCACCAUCCCUGCGUAUGUUGAGGAGCUCCGCACCAGUCUUCUUUGGUUGCGUGGGCGGGAGGCGGAAUGCCGUGCCGCCGGUGACGCCUACGCCGAGGAACUUCGCCGUCUCUGCCCAUCCCUCCACCCCAUCGCCAACGUUGAUGCGACAGGAGAUCCGCCGGCAGACAUCCUGGCGACGAGCUCAGAUGCAGAGGCUAUGAAUACCCUGCUUUCCGCCGUGUCACCACGCCUCUUGCUGCGGCAGAAGGAUGUUAUUUUGCAUCGUGUGCUUCGCAGGGAGGCGUCCAUGCCAUAUGGCGACCCACUGCAGGUUCUUCGCUACGAUCAUGUCCCAUGCGGUUCCCAUCCCCGUCGUUUGCUUGUUGUUCGCAAGCCCCACGGAUUGCCGGUGCAUCCAUCCGGUCGCUGCCGCAAGAACUCUGCGACGGCCAUCUUGGAGGACGUCUUUGGUGGCGUGGAUGCCCACCGCUACCACGCAGUGCCACUAGAAGGCGAAGAGGACAAAGUACAGAGGCGGCUGCAACAAGCGGACGGUGUACAAUGCAUGGCAAUUUGUCACAAACGAUAUGGGUUCGAGCUUAUCCGUGUGUGGGUGGGGGACGGUUACGUGACUCGUGAUGCGUGGGAGGAGUUGCGGUCGCUGCUGACGCGGCAGUCCUCGCACGGGCUGAAGGUCUUCGUCGUCCACCGCCUUGACGCCGCCACCAGCGGUGUGUUGCUCUUCGGCCUGGACUCCGCUAGCGCACGCGCGACAGCCGAGCUACUGGCGCAAAAGGACUCCACCGACAACAAGGAGGCACCGAUGCCGGGGGUUGGGUGCACAAAGCAGUACAUUGCGCGCGUGCAUGGCCGCUUUGCUGUCGCCGAGCUUGCCGCAACACAUCAUCACUGCAGUGACGCUUACGGCUUCCCUUCCACCGUCGCCCGUGUCUCGUGCGCGCUCCGUGCAGGUCCAGGGGACGACAACGACAAGGGCCCGUGUUGGUUGCGUGUGGAUCGCCCAAUCGGGUGCCUAUCGUACCAUGAGAGUCUCUACUGGUGCCCCGACGCCGCGGUCACGCAGUGGUGGCUGGAGGAGCGGGGGAAGGGCACAGCGCAGCAACCGCAUGGCGCAUCGGCGGUGAAGGGACAGGCAGCAGGGCGAAAGCGCGGCUCACACUUUGACGCUGCCGCCUUGGAAGCCAAACAUGAACGCAUGCGGCAGUUGACUGUUGGCGGGUGCUCAAGGGAAGGAAACGAUGGGGGGGGCAAUGUUGCCUGCGGGCACCCGGAGAGAACCACCGCGGAGCUGCAGACGCAGCAACUAAAGGAAAGCUUGAAACCGGCGAUUACGCUCGUUCGCCUUGUCGUGUACGACGCCGCCCGUGACGAAUCCGUAGUGGAGUGUCUUCUUCUUACGGGUCGUACGCACCAAGUGCGUGUCCAUUUGGCCUCCUUGGGCCACCCUGUCUGCGGGGACACAAAGUACAUCCGUCUCGCUGCUGGUAGUCUGCCUACUCCGUUGCAAGACGGACCGCAUGACGCGGCGGAAGAUGCGGGAUAUCUGCUGUCGCACGCCAUUUGCUUGCAUGCCUGGCGCUACACUCUUCGCUACGCCGCUGGUGAGGCACCGGAGGUGCUGGAGGCGCCGCCACCCGCAUGGAGCGUAGCAGGCAACGACGAAGGCGUGCAAGCCGACGCGCGGGCAUCACCUCGCGUGUGA
This is a messenger RNA of Trypanosoma rangeli, 2022 nucleotides long. RefSeq lists its product as uncharacterized. Bases 1 to 2022 code for a protein of 673 amino acids. Gene Ontology annotation, molecular function: RNA binding; pseudouridine synthase activity. Gene Ontology annotation, biological process: pseudouridine synthesis. NCBI's taxonomy places the organism in Eukaryota, Euglenozoa, Kinetoplastea, Trypanosomatida, Trypanosomatidae. The transcript has a single exon. The record is from RefSeq and is a predicted model, not a curated record.